This is a messenger RNA of Salmo salar (Atlantic salmon), 1461 nucleotides long. RefSeq names its product prohibitin 2 (gene phb2). Gene Ontology annotation, cellular component: mitochondrion; membrane. Lineage: Eukaryota; Metazoa; Chordata; Actinopteri; Salmoniformes; Salmonidae. Gene Ontology annotation, biological process: mitochondrion organization. The record is from RefSeq and is marked provisional.
CUCUAUGGUGAUGACACGUUCAUUGGUCACGACCUUGGAUAUCUACUGCAAGCAUGGCGAAUAAAGAGCCCAACCGUUUCCUGACAAACCUGAGGGACCUGGCCAGUCGUAUGUCUGGCGCAGGGGGCAAGGGAGCAGGAAUAGGCCUCAAGCUGCUCAUUGGGGCUGGAGCUCUGGCUUAUGGGGUCAAAGAAGCUACAUUCACAGUGGAUGGAGGUCAGAGAGCAAUCAUCUUCAACAGAAUCGGGGGGAUGCAGAUGGACACAGUGCUGGCUGAAGGACUACACUUCAGGAUACCAUGGAUCCAGUACCCCAUAAUCUAUGACAUCAGAGCCAGGCCCAGGAAGAUUGCUUCACUAACUGGAAGCAAAGAUCUGCAGAUGAUUAACAUUGGGCUGCGUGUGCUGUCCCGUCCUGUGGCCGCCAACCUGCCUGCCAUGUACCAGCAGCUGGGGAAGGACUAUGACGAGAGAGUACUACCCUCCAUCGUCAACGAGGUGCUGAAGAGCGUGGUGGCCAAGUUCAAUGCCUCGCAGCUCAUCACUCAGAGAGCACAGGUGUCAUUGUUGAUUCGCCGAGAGCUGUUUGAGAGAGCCAAAGACUUCAACAUUAUCCUCGAUGACGUGGCCAUCACAGAGCUAAGCUUCAGCAGAGAGUACACAGCUGCCGUAGAGGCCAAACAAGUUGCCCAGCAGGAGGCCCAGAGAGCCCAGUUCUACGUGGAGAAAGCCAAACAAGACCAGAGACAUAAGAUUAUCCAGGCGGAGGGAGAGGCAGAGGCUGCCAAGAUGUUGGGACAAGCAGUGACAAAGAAUCCUGGAUACCUGAAGCUUCGACGAAUUAGAGCUGCCCAGGCCAUUGCUAAGACGGUGGCAACGUCCCAGAACAAAGUGUACCUUUCCGCAGACAACCUGGUCCUUAACCUUCAAGACGACUCUUUUAACAAUCUAUCACUGGGAAAGAAGUAGGCUCUAGCAUUCCACCUGUCUGAGGCUCCAUCCACAGCUCAGACCAGUUUGUCGCUGUCUGUCCAAUUGCCUAUAUCUCUGAUUGUAUAACCAAGUGGCUUACCAACUCACUGGAGAAGACUCUAAAGCAUCGGAUUGCUCUGUAAAGUUGACUUAUGGGGCUAGUGCUGUAUGCAUGACAUGGCUAGGGCCAGGCGGAACCUGCAGCUAUAUAAUAUCUUCAUGGUCCACUCCAGAAAGGAUCUGAAAUCAAUGUUUGUGGAUUCAAACCAAAUAGCACUAGCCUCUAAGACAUAAUCAGCUGCUUUGUUAUUAAUACGUUGUGCAGAUGAUGCUGUAAUGAAAUAGAUAAGGAACUCUACAUGUUAUGUCUGGCCCUAGAUGUGUUCAUGUGUUUUGAGGACAGCAGGACUCUUGGGGAUUCAAAUGCAUCAGAGUUUGAUUGGACAAAUGCUUUACUGGAAUGGUGUAUAAAAAAAAUAAACAAUAUUUG